UCCGAAGAGAUCAGUGCUCAGCCGGCCUCAAAUGAGAGAAGUUCAUUCGAGGGGACAUCGAUCGAACUGAGUAGCGGAUAUCGGAAGUGAUCGAUUGACUUGUCAAGCAGUGUAAGCAGUUUGCUUAAGUGACCAAGCAAGAACCUCUUGCUUAUAACCGGUGGUGUAGUUUUCUCAUGCUUUCAUUCCUGGUUAAUAUGUGGCCAGCGAUUGAACUAUGAACGGUGAUAGGUUACAAAACUAGAAACAACAAAUUCAUGAUCAGUGUGGACGAGUACAGGCUUAUCUCUAGCUAAUCGAAGCAUCCAGGAAGUAGAUCGACCAGCUUGCAAUGGUGAACUUUUACCAGAGAUUUGUGACCUGUCCUGCAUCGAAAUGGUUGUUGAUCGUUCUGGCAGCGGUGAUCGGCUUCACGACGAUGGCUGACGCUCAAGGAGAUUACAUGUACGAGGGUGAUCCGUGCACUUUGAAGGAUGGCACAUCUGGCGUCUGCAUGGAAUCGAUCAAAUGUGCUUGGUUCAACGAGACAAUCAUUAAGAAGAAACAGUUCAAUCAGCGGGUCAGUUGCGGAUUUGACGGUAUGAUUGAGAUUAUUUGCUGCAAAACCGAUACGGUGUCGGUCGGAAUUCGGACGCGAUUGGCAUGUGACAAGAUUCCGAUGGUUGACAAUCGUCUCACAUUCCACAUUAUCGAUGGCGAGGAAGCAGAUGACGGAGAGUUCCCAUUCAUGGCCGCAUUGGGCUAUCAGAACGAUGAAAUUGCGAAAGGCUAUGACUACAGAUGUGGCGGAAGUUUGAUUGCGGAUAACUUUGUGCUAACUGCGGCUCACUGCAUUCCCAUUAACGGUCGACCUGUGGUUGUGCUUUUGGGAACAAAAACUCUCGAUCCCGAACACUUUGGCGUGAUCGUCGGAAUAAAGCAAUUCUUUCCCUACCCAGACUAUCGAGCGGCUCGCAGUUACCACGACAUCGCACUGAUUGAGUUGGAGAGAAGCCUCGUAAACGAGCCUGAUGUUAAUCCAAUAUGCUUGUACAGUGGAACAGAAGAUCUCCCGAAGACAACAGUAUUGACUGCUGAAGGUUUUGGCAUCGUUGACAGUGAUAAACAGCUCCGGUCGGAAAUUCUGAUGAAGGUUAACCUCACGACGGUAGCACUGGACAAGUGCAAUCAAACAUUUGCCGACAACAAUCUUCUCAAGAACAACCGACGGCUUCCUCAGGGAAUCAUCUCGACGCAAUACUGCGCCACUGGGCGCGAAAACGAAGACACGAAACUGAUCGGGGACACGUGUCAGGGUGAUUCCGGUGGACCGCUGCAGAUUAUCGAGGAUGGCAAAUACAAGCUAGUCGGGGUCACUUCCUUCGGGAAUGGUUGUGGAUCAGCCACGCCGAGCGUCUAUACCAGAGUAUCACGAUAUAUCGAUUGGAUCGAGUCCGUAGUGUGGCCAAAAGUUACUCCGAAGUAAACGUGUUGUGAGUUUUAGUGAAAAAAGACAAAAUACAAUGAUUUUUUUGGCUCGACUAUUGGAAUCUUUCUCCA
Messenger RNA from Uranotaenia lowii, 1539 nucleotides. RefSeq names its product serine protease persephone-like. Gene Ontology annotation, molecular function: serine-type endopeptidase activity. The record is from RefSeq and is a predicted model, not a curated record. The transcript is spliced from 4 exons. The coding region runs from base 332 to 1465 and encodes 377 amino acids. Gene Ontology annotation, biological process: proteolysis. NCBI's taxonomy places the organism in Eukaryota, Metazoa, Arthropoda, Insecta, Diptera, Culicidae.